AUGGAUAAUAGUAGAGGUGGGCAUGUUUCUUAUAAGUUUCAUGAGGUUAAUCUGGACUCCCUUCACAAGAUGGUUGAGAGGUCCCCUACUGAAAAGUUGGAAGUUUUCAAAAGAGACUAUGGGAAGAUUGUAGAGUACCUCAAAGCUCCUCUCAACAAAUAUCAACAUAAUGCACUUCAUACUUUGCUGCAGUUCUAUAAUCCUCCCUUGCGAUGCUUCACUUUCCUAGACUAUCAGUUGGCACCAACCUUGGAAGAAUAUUCAUGUAUUAUGGGAAUUCCCAUCAAGCUUCAAGUUCUUUUUCAUGUGUAUGUGGAGGUUCUUGAUUAUGAACAGACUUUGGGUGCUUUGGCUAACGAAGAUAAUUGGAAGGUUUUCAAUGUUGUUUUGGCUUGCAGUAUAUAUGGUAUUGUCUUGUUUCCCAACAUGGUUGAUUUUAUAGAUAUGAACGUCAUAUGUAUCUUCAUGAUGGAGGAUGUAUAUCAUUAUAUUCAUUCCAGAAAUCACAAGAGGAGAGGUGGCUUAGUGUGGUGUUGUGCUCCUCUUUUGUAUCAUUGGUUCCGAAGUCACCUUCCGUGCAAAGGAGCAUUCAUGGAUAACAAGGAAACCCUUGAGUUGUCCAAGAGAUUAAUGAGGCUUACUUCCAAAGAUUUUAGGUGGUAUAAUUUGAGAUUGGAUACGAUGGAGAAAUCUGAAGUGAUUGUGAGUUGUGGAGAUUUUACUAAUGUCCCCCUCAUGGGCAUUAGGGGAGGCAUAAACUACAAUUACGUGCUUUCUUAG
Lathyrus oleraceus (garden pea) is the source of this 780-nucleotide messenger RNA. RefSeq lists its product as uncharacterized. Bases 1 to 780 code for a protein of 259 amino acids. The transcript is spliced from 2 exons. The record is from RefSeq and is a predicted model, not a curated record. Lineage: Eukaryota; Viridiplantae; Streptophyta; Magnoliopsida; Fabales; Fabaceae.